CUGAAUGGUUGGUUUCGUGUGCGUUCUGUUCUCCUUCUCCCUCGCUCUGUCUUCAGCCCACCCCUACCGCCAAGCGAAGCCGAAGCGAGAACGGCCCACGAGAUCGCCAAAACACCUUCAGGCCCAGCCCUGCUGUCCGCUGCCUGGGCGGCGCCCUCACGCCGCCCAGGCCGCCAGGGCCGCGCGGCGGCCGUGCGCCCUGCCCGGCGGAGCGGCUUCUUAAAGGCGGCGGCCGCCACGCCGGGGUCGCGCCGCGGCUCGCCGCGGUGGGAACGAGCAGUGUCACACGUCGGGUACGUCUGGGGGGUCAGGUCCCGAGACCCCCUCAAGAAGAGGAGGAGGAGGAGGAGGAGGAGGAGGAGGAGGAGGAGAGGCACCCUGGAGGCGAGCAGGGUGCUCCUUGGCAGGGGCCCCCACCGUAGGAGGCUGCAGCGCCCCCUGAGCCGCGCCGUGGCCCUCUGCGCGCGGCGCGCACCCGGGCCGCACCGUGGAGGCGUUGACCGAUAGGAACCCUAAAUAAGGAACGAGAAAAUCCAGGGCGAGCUGCGAGACAAGGAAGGAACACGGAGCCCCUCCCCAACGAAAAGGGUUCCUUCUUCAGCGCCCCGACUGUAGCUAAUUGGCCGCGCCUUGCCGGGGGCGGGCGCCGACUGCGAGAGGAGGCGCGGCGGCGCGGGGAGCUUCGCCCCCACGAGCGUGGUCGCUCGGCCUGCCCUGGCCACCAAGGCACAGGACCUCCGAGGGAAAAACGGCAUCCAUCAUAUGGACGUCGUCCUGCGUAUGGGGCCCAAACGGCCCCAAAAAAGCCAACCGAAGUGGCCAGCGAGGACCAUACGGUUCCGAAACACACCUCCACCCCGUAAAUCUAACGGGAGACUCCACCUGUGUGAAACAGGCGCCCAAAAACAGCCAAG
Molecule: messenger RNA, 914 nt
Organism: Prorocentrum cordatum
Lineage: Eukaryota; Dinophyceae; Prorocentrales; Prorocentraceae
Source: the annotation of a GenBank genome assembly